AGAAUUAUAGAAAUGUCAUGAAUCUACCAGAAAAAAAAACAAUCUAACAGAUAAAAAUAUAGGUAACUUUCCGUUGAGUAGCGGUCUAAAAGUUAACCGUCAUGGACGCAACAAUCGGAAGCCUCAUUGAAUCCAUAGGAAACUUCUUCACCGGCGGCGAUCAGAUCCCCUGGUGCGACCGUGAUGUUAUCUCUGGCUGUGAAAGAGAAGUUGCAGAAGCUUCUGAUGGUGACUCUGAUGAGCGGAAGAAUGAGAGCAUAAUGAGGUUGUCAUGGGCACUUGUUCAUUCAAGGCAAAAAGAAGACAUUCAGCGCGGGGUCGCCAUGCUUGAAACUUCUUUGGGCAAUGAUAAAAGUCCUUUACAUCAAAGAGAGAAGCUUUAUCUUCUUGCUGUUGGGUACUACAGGACUAAUGAUUAUGCUAGGAGUCGGCAGCUUCUGGAGCAAUGUUUGGAGAUUGCACCUGAUUGGAGGCAGGCAUUGUCGCUCAAGAAAGCAGUCGAAGAUCGAAUUGCAAAGGAUGGUGUAAUAGGAAUUGGCAUCACUGCAACAGUUGUGGGACUUGUAGUUGGUGGCGUUGCUACAGCAUUGGCACGAAGGAAUUGAAUAUAUACAUGCUUUGAUAUUUGGUUUUUGUUUGUCUUACUUUCAUCAUUUAAAAGUCCUAUAAACGACUACAGCUUUCAACCUUGUUUAUUUUUACUGCAAAUAUAUAAGUGAGAAUACUUUACUAUUAUUAGAAAUGAUAAUAAUAUAUAGCCAUUAAACAAAAACUAUCUGUUCAUAUUAUUUUUGUGCUUGAAAAAUUAUGAGGCUUCUUCCUUCA
Messenger RNA from Lathyrus oleraceus (garden pea), 825 nucleotides. Its product is annotated as mitochondrial fission 1 protein A. NCBI's taxonomy places the organism in Eukaryota, Viridiplantae, Streptophyta, Magnoliopsida, Fabales, Fabaceae. Bases 102 to 605 code for a protein of 167 amino acids. Gene Ontology annotation, cellular component: peroxisomal membrane; mitochondrial outer membrane. The transcript has 5 exons. Gene Ontology annotation, molecular function: protein binding. The record is from RefSeq and is a predicted model, not a curated record. Gene Ontology annotation, biological process: autophagy of mitochondrion; peroxisome fission; mitochondrial fission.